Messenger RNA from Gongylonema pulchrum, 303 nucleotides. Lineage: Eukaryota; Metazoa; Nematoda; Chromadorea; Rhabditida; Gongylonematidae. The record is from the annotation of a GenBank genome assembly.
AUGCUCGCUUUCAUGCAACCAAUGCGGCAAUUCGUGGCACGAGUUCUACUGUGCAGCGAACUGGAGCCGUGGACAGAACUGGACAUAAAGCAGUUGAAAGUAGACGGAGAGAUGCUCGCGAUGGUCCCAGAUGAGCAUAUUAAUCGAAAUGCUCAGAAUUUCUCGACCAGCCUAACUAUUCUGAACUUCAAAGUGGCUAUCCUCAUCGACGAUACGCGACGCACCAAGCAGCGUAUCGAGCGUUUCGAGAAGAAUAUUCUGCACCCAAGCCUAAAAGGUAUUUCAUUUUUGUUGGUAUUUUGA